Messenger RNA from Pyricularia oryzae 70-15, 1632 nucleotides. RefSeq names its product glutamine synthetase. The coding region runs from base 250 to 1326 and encodes 358 amino acids. The record is from RefSeq and is a predicted model, not a curated record. Lineage: Eukaryota; Fungi; Ascomycota; Sordariomycetes; Magnaporthales; Pyriculariaceae. Gene Ontology annotation, cellular component: cytoplasm. The transcript has 4 exons. Gene Ontology annotation, molecular function: glutamine synthetase activity.
ACACAAAGGACUCGUCCUUCACCCAACGCAGCCGCAGAUAAAAGCGUCAUGGUCGUCCCUUAUCUCUGACUCUUGCUCAUUGUUGAUUCCUUUGUUCCAGUCCUCUCUUUUGCAUAUCUUCAGAGUCCAUCCUCUCAUAUCUGCAUACCAAACUUCUUCGUUCACUCGGCCAGAACCGAAUCCAUCCAAGAUCUGCUCUCUUGCAUUCAUACCACACAACCACACACAAACCCACACACACAAUCCAAGAUGGCGACAGCAAAUGUCACAUACGUCGAGAACCUUCAGAAGUACCUGAAGCUCGACCAGAGGGGAGCAGUCAUCGCAGAGUACGUCUGGAUCGACAGCGAGGGCGGUGUCAGGUCAAAGUCGAGGACAUUAGAAUCAAAGAAGGACGGUUUCAAGCCCGACGACCUCCCCACAUGGAACUUUGACGGUUCAUCGACUGGCCAGGCUCCUGGCGACAACUCAGAUGUCUACCUGAAGCCCGUUGCCGUUUUCCCCGACCCCUUCCGCGGAGGCGAGAACAUCCUCGUUCUCUCGGAAUGCAUCAACGCCGAUGGCACCCCCAACAAGUUCAACCACCGCCACGAGUGCGCAAAGUUGAUGGAGACCCACGCCGAGCACCAGCCCUGGUUCGGUCUGGAGCAGGAGUACACCCUUCUCGACCUUAACGACCGUCCCUUCGGCUGGCCCCAGAACGGUUUCCCCGCCCCGCAAGGCCCAUACUACUGUGGUGUCGGUGCCGGCAAGGUCGUCCAGCGCGACAUCGUCGAGGCCCACUACAAGAGCUGUCUGUACGCCGGCGUCAAGAUCUCUGGCACCAACGCCGAGGUCAUGCCCGCCCAGUGGGAGUUCCAGGUCGGCCCCUGCACCGGCAUCGAGAUGGGUGACCACCUCUGGAUCGCCCGCUUCCUCCUGCACCGCGUUGCUGAGGAGUUUGGCGCCAAGGUCUCGUUCGACCCCAAGCCCAUCCCCGGCGACUGGAACGGUGCCGGUCUGCACUCCAACUUCAGCACCAAGGAGAUGCGUGUUGAGGGUGGCAUGAAGCACAUUGAGGCCGCCAUCAAGAAGCUUGAGGGCCGCCACCAGGAGCACAUUGCCGUCUACGGUGAGGGUAACGAGAAGAGGUUGACCGGCAGGCACGAGACCGGCGCCAUCGACACCUUCAGCUACGGUGUCGCCAACCGUGGUGCGUCGAUCCGUAUUCCCAGGGAAUGCGCCGCCAAGGGCUACGGCUACUUCGAGGACCGUCGCCCGGCAUCCAACGCCGACCCGUACCAGAUCACUGGUAUCAUCAUGGAGACCUGCUUCGGCGAGGCAUAGGUUACCACCUGAUACUGCAAAACCUUGGCUUGGCGAACCGGCGAUCGGAUGGGGGGUUUUGAGUUGCUCUUAUUUCUUUCCUCUUUUGGAUUUUUGGGACGGCGUGAUAAUGGGGCGGUUGGACGCACUGUUUUUGUUCAUGAGCAUACUUGUUUUUUACACUCUUACAAUUUAUUUCUCUUGGCACAGGAAGGCAGUCUGCACUGUUUGCCUGUCGGGAAGGUUUCAGCCGCCACACACGAGACUGUGGGCGCGCGCCUAUUUCCCGAACAUGACUAGAUUUUAGUCUCGAAUAUGAGAUGCUUC